UCCCGCAAAAGCCUCCGUGGGCAUCCCCGCAUCGCAUCCCCGCUGCCCGGCUAGGGGGGCUUCACCCCGGGACACCCCCCCCCUCUAAAAAGAGGUUUAGGGUUUUGGGGGGGUGUGGGGGGGUGGGGGGGUGGUCGCGCUGCGGGAGAGAAGAGGCCGGGAUUUAGCGGAGCGGAGAUGCUGCCCUGGCGCCGGAGCAAGUUCGUGCUGGUGGAAAAUGAACGUAAGUGCAAAGGCAAGAGCCUGGGGCCGGGGCUGAGCUACGCGGCGCUGCUGGCCGGGUUCCUCCGCUCCUGCCCGGACCUGCUGCCCGAGUGCCCGCUGGAGCGCCUGGGCAGCGUUUUCCGCGGCAAGCGGCAGAAAGUGGAGCUCAACAAGGAGGACCCGACGUACACGGUGAGGUACCUGGGCAACGCCGUCACCCUGCACGCCAAGGGCGAGGGCUGCACGGAGGAGGCGGUGGGCAAGAUCUGGGCCAAGAGCGAGGCGGGCGCCGGCGGGGCCAAGAUGAAGCUGACGCUGGGCCCUCAGGGCAUCCGCAUGACGCCCUGCGAGAAGGGAGCCCGCCGGCCGGGCCACGCGUACCUGCUGCACCGCAUCACCUACUGCGCCGCCGACCGCCGCCACCCCAAGGUGUUCGCCUGGGUGUACCGGCACCAGGUGAAGAACAAGGCGGUGGUGCUGCGCUGCCACGCCGUGCUGGUCUCCAAGGCCGACAAGGCUCGCGCCAUGGCCUUGCUGCUCUACCAGACCUCGGCGUCGGCCUUCAACGAGUUCAAGCGCCUCAAGAGACAGAGCGAUUUCCGCCAUGUGCAGCAGCAGCUCCUCGGCGACGCCUUCGUGCCCUUGGUGCCGCUGCGCCGGCUGCUCAACGCCAAGUGUCCCUACCGCCCGCCGGCCGAGCGGGCCCGCUGCGCCCCUCGCCUCAGCUCCAUCCUGGAGGAGGAGGAGGAGGAGGCCUUCGGUGCCGCCACCACGCCUUUGGGGGACGCCGAGCGAGCGGCCGUGCUGCGGCUGGCCAGCGACAUGAGGGGCUGCAGCCUGCGCGGGCCGCGGGCCGCCGUGUGCUGAGGCGAUCUCCCCGCGCCCCCAAAGCGCUGCUGGACCCUCGGCGGGGAUCGGGCUGGACAAGACGGCGGCGCCCUUUGCGGGAAGAGCCGUGCUGAGGGUGGCUUUGCACCCCAGGGAUCCCCCCCCAAGCCUGCACAUGAAGCUGCUCUCGUGCCUCCUCCGCAGCGGCCGUGAUAAUA
This is a messenger RNA of Poecile atricapillus (Black-capped chickadee), 1250 nucleotides long. It is a transcript of the gene FAM43B, whose product is annotated as family with sequence similarity 43 member B. Bases 178 to 1071 code for a protein of 297 amino acids. Lineage: Eukaryota; Metazoa; Chordata; Aves; Passeriformes; Paridae. The transcript has a single exon. The record is from RefSeq and is a predicted model, not a curated record.